Molecule: messenger RNA, 5521 nt
Organism: Rubroshorea leprosula
Lineage: Eukaryota; Viridiplantae; Streptophyta; Magnoliopsida; Malvales; Dipterocarpaceae
Source: the annotation of a GenBank genome assembly
AUUGCACCACAUACAUCUCCUUCUCUGUUUCUAAACAAAAACAACUCUCUCCCAUCUCUCUAAGGAGAUUUCCAUUAUCGAAAACCAGAGCAGACAGUGAAGGUGGAGACCCCAACAACCGCAAUGAAGCCGAGCUCGUCAGAGGCUAUGUCUUCCUCCUCUUCCUCCUCCUCCUCCUCCGUUUUCCCUGACCAUUCACAGGCAGCCACCUUAUCGGACCUUACCUGUAAACCUCUAACAUCGAUAUCGGCUGCGGAGGACUUGGCAGCUGUGGGAUCCAGGGAUGGCAGUGGUGGGGCCCAAGAAACCGUGACCGUCGAACGCCGAGCGGAUUACUCCGUGGUUUGCAGAUGGACAGUCCACAAUUUCCCCAGAAUCAAAGCUAGGGCACUGUGGAGCAAGUAUUUCGAGGUGGGAGGAUACGAUUGCCGGUUGUUGGUGUAUCCUAAAGGCGAUCCCCAGGCUCUGCCGGGCUACAUCUCUAUCUAUCUCCAAAUCAUGGACCCUCGCGGCACUUCUUCGUCCAAAUGGGACUGUUUUGCAAGCUACCGUUUGGCCAUCGUUAACCUCGCCGACGAUUCCAAGUCCAUUCAUCGGGAUUCCUGGCACCGGUUUUCCACUAAAAAGAAAUCCCAUGGCUGGUGCGAUUUCACCCCUUCCUCUUCUGUUUUGGAUUCCAAAUUAGGUUAUAUGUUUAAUAACGACGCCUUAUUGUUCACCGCUGAUAUCUUAAUCUUGAAUGAAUCCGUUAAUUUCAUGCGUGAUAAUAACGAUGUGCAAUCAUCUUCAUCGUCCAUGGCUUCGUCUUCCAUAGUUCCAGGCCCUGUGUCUGAUGUUUUGAGUGGGAAGUUUACUUGGAAAGUGCAUAACUUUAGCUUGUUUAAGGAAAUGAUCAAGACACAAAAGAUAAUGAGUCCAGUUUUCCCAGCGGGAGAGUGUAAUUUAAGGAUUAGUGUGUACCAGAGCUCUGUUAAUGGCCAGGAAUAUUUGUCCAUGUGUUUGGAGAGCAAGGAGAGCAAGGACACUGAGAAGACUGUUGUGUCUGAUAGGAGUUGUUGGUGCUUAUUUAGAAUGUCUGUGUUGAAUCAGAAGCCUGGGUUGAAUCAUAUGCAUAGGGACUCGUAUGGGAGGUUUGCGGCGGAUAAUAAAAGCGGUGAUAACACGAGUUUGGGAUGGAAUGAUUACAUGAAAAUGUCAGAUUUUGUUGGGCCAGACUCAGGGUUUUUGAUGGAUGAUACUGCAGUAUUUAGCACAUCAUUUCAUGUGAUCAAAGAGUUUAGCAGCUUCUCAAAGAAUGGGGGUACGAUUGGGGGGAGGAAUGGGAGUGGCGCAAGGAAGUCUGAUGGACAUAUGGGCAAAUUCACUUGGAGGAUUGAGAAUUUUACAAAAUUGAAGGAUCUUCUGAAGAAGAGAAAGAUUACUGGUCUUUGCAUCAAGAGCAGAAGGUUUCAGAUUGGGAACUGGGAUUGUCGUCUUAUUGUUUAUCCUCGAGGUAAAACUAAUACUGGGCAGUCUCAGCCACCAUGCCACCUUUCUGUCUUUCUUGAGGUCACUGAUUCACGGAAUAUAUCCAGUGAUUGGAGCUGUUUUGUGAGUCAUCGGUUGUCUGUUGUGAACCAAAGGAUGGAGGACAAGUCAGUUACAAAAGAAUCUCAGAAUCGCUAUUCUAAAGCUGCAAAAGAUUGGGGUUGGCGUGAAUUUGUGACGCUUACUAGUCUCUUUGACCAGGAUUCAGGUUUUCUUGUCCAGGACACAGUUGUAUUCUCUGCAGAGGUACUCAUAUUAAAAGAGACAUCAAUGAUGCAGGAUUUCACUGAUCAGGAUGUGGAGACAGCAAGUUCUGGUGCUCAGGUGGAGAAAGUUGGGAAGAAAAGUGCAUUCAUGUGGAAGGUCGAGAACUUCCUGUCCUUUAAGGAAAUAAUGGAAACAAGAAAAAUUUUCAGCAAAUUCUUUCAAGCUGGCGGAUGUGAACUUCGCAUUGGUGUCUAUGAGUCCUUUGACACCAUAUGUAUAUAUCUAGAGAGUGAUCAGUCUGUUGGCAGUGAUCCAGAAAACAACUUCUGGGUUAGAUACAGGAUGGCUGUGGUGAAUCAAAAGAACCCAGCCAACACUGUAUGGAAGGAGUCUUCUAUUUGUACAAAAACGUGGAAUAACUCUGUUUUGCAAUUCAUGAAAGUAUCAGAUAUGUUAGAAGCAGAUGCAGGUUUUCUUGUGCGUGACACUGUUGUUUUUGUUUGUGAAAUAUUGGAUUGCUGCCCUUGGUUUGAGUUUUCAGAUCUUGAGGUUUUGGCUUCUGAGGACGAUCAGGAUGCUCUUACAACUGAUCCUGAUGAACUCAUUGAUUCUGAAGGCUGUGAAGGGAUAAGCCGAGAUGAAGAAGAUAUCUUUAGAAAUCUUCUUUCUCGAGCUGGGUUUCAUCUCACAUACGGUGAUAAUUCUUCACAGCCACAGGUCACAUUAAGAGAAAAACUGCUGAUGGAUGCCAGUGCAAUUGCUGGUUUUCUGACUGGACUUCGUGUUUACCUUGAUGACCCUGUUAAAGUAAAGCGGUUGCUGCUUCCAACCAAGCUCUCUGGUGGUUUUGAUGGAAAGGUCCCAAAGACUGACGAAUCUUCCCCCAGUUUGAUAAAUUUGUUAAUGGGAGUCAAAGUUUUGCGGCAGGCAAUUAUUGAUCUACUUUUGGAUAUAAUGGUUGAAUGUUGUCAGCCUUCAGAAGGAGGUUCACAGGGUGAUUCUCCUUGUGCAAACUCUAAACCUUCUCCUGAAUCCAGUGGAGCUGCCAGUGCAUUGGAAUCUGACAGGGAAAGCAGUGCCACUGAAUCUGCACAAUUUUCUGGACGUGAGAGGUUGGAUUCUGGUAUUUAUGAUGGUAGCAGCUCCUCUGCUGUGCAAAGCUCUGAUAUGAAUGGGAUUGAUAUCACAGAAAAAACAAUUCCUGGACAGCCUAUGUUUCCACCAGAAACCUCUGCCAGGGGGUCCUCAGAAAAUGGCUCCCUUCGCUCAAAGACCAAAUGGCCAGAGCAAUCUGAAGAGCUUUUAGGAUUGAUUGUAAACUCACUAAGAGCACUAGAUGGAGCUGUUCCACAAGGCUGUCAUGAGCCACGAAGAAGGCCUCAAUCUGCACAGAAGAUUGCUCUUGUACUGGAUAAAGCUCCAAGGCAUCUGCAAACCGACUUAGUUGCUUUGGUUCCCAAAUUAGUGGACCCUUCAGAGCAUCCACUGGCUGCUUAUGCACUUCUUGAACGACUAAAAAAGCCAGAUGCAGAACCUGCAUUACGGAUACCAGUUUUUGGUGCUCUUAGUCAACUGGAAUGUGAUAGUGAAGUAUGGGAGCAUGUGUUGUUUCAAUCUUUUGAGCUCUUAACGGAUUCAAAUGAUGAACCUCUGGCAGCAACAGUGGAUUUUCUGUUUAAAGCCGCAUCCCAAUGCCAACAUCUUCGAGAAGCAGUCAGAUCUGUCCGUGCUAGGCUAAAAGAUUUGGGUUUGGGGGUGUCUCCUUGUGUCCUUGACUUUUUAAGUAACACUGUAAAUAGCUGUGGAGAUGUUGCUGAAACCAUACUUAAAGAUAUUAAUUGGGAUGAUGAUUUUGGCAAGAAUUGCUCUCCAAUGCCUUGUGGCUUCUUCAUCUUUGGUGAAAAUGGGGGCAACCCUGACAAGUUGCAUAUGGUAGAUGAGCAGGCGUUCUAUGCGGAUUGUCAUUUUUCUGACAUAUUUGUCUUGAUUGAGAUGUUAUCCAUACCUUGCCUUGCUGUUGAAGCCUCGCAAACAUUUGAGAGAGCUGUGGCUCGGGGAGCCAUUGUGGUUCAGUCUGUAGCGAUGGUCUUGGAAAGGCGCCUUGCUCAAAGACUGAAUCUUAAUGCCAGAUACGUUGCUGAAAGUUUCCAGCAUGGGGAUUCUUUGGCAGAGGGUGAAGCCAAUGAACAGCUGAGAGCUCAGAGGGAUGAUUUUACUGCAGUUCUUGGUCUCGCUGAGACAUUGACCCUCUCUAGAGACCUUCGUGUCAGGGGCUUUGUGAAGAUGCUGUAUACAAUAUUGUUUAAAUGGUGUGCUGAUGAGUCUUACCGAGGUAGAAUGCUGAAGAGACUUGUUGAUCGUGCCACCAGUGCCACGGAGAAUAGUCGUGAAUUGGAUAUAGACUUGGAUAUUUUGGUAAUUUUGGUAUCUGAGGAGCAAGAAAUUGUUAGACCAGUUCUAAGCAUAAUGCGGGAAGUUGCUGAGCUUGCAAAUGUUGAUCGGGCAGCUCUGUGGCACCAACUAUGUGCUAGUGAAGAUGAGAUUAUUCAAAUGCGUGAAGAGAGAGAGGCUGAAAUUUCAAAUCUGGGUAGAGAAAAAUCUGAUUUAUCCCAAAAAUUGAGUGAUUUGGAGGCUGCAAAUAGUCGUCUAAAGUCUGAAAUGAGGGCUGAGGUAGAUCGCUUUGCUCGGGAAAAGAAGGAACUUUCUGACCAAAUACAAGAAGUUGAGAGUCAAAUUGAGUGGCUUCGCCAAGAGAAGGAUGAUGAAAUUGCAAAAAUUGCAGUUGACAGGAAAGCUCUUCAGGACCAUCUUCAUGAUGCAGAGACACAACUCUCCCAGUUGAAGUCCCGAAAACGUGAUGAGUUGAAGAGGGUAGUAAAGGAGAAAAAUGCUCUUGCUGAAAGAUUGAAGAGUGCUGAAGCUGCACGGAAAAGAUUUGAUGAAGAAUUGAAACGGUUUGCCACAGAGAAUGUGACUCGAGAAGAAAUUCGGAAAUCUCUAGAGGAUGAAGUUCGAAGAUUGACACAAACAGUUGGGCAAACUGAAGGUGAGAAGCGGGAGAAAGAAGCACAAGUUGCAAGAUGUGAAGCAUAUAUUGAUAGCAUGGAGUCAAAGUUGCAGGCCUGCAAGCAAUAUAUUCAUACCCUUGAGGCUUCACUUCAAGAAGAAAUGUCUCGACAUGCACCUCUUUAUGGUGCUGGCUUGGAAUCCUUGUCAAUGAAGGAGUUGGAGACCUUGUCACGUAUUCAUGAGGAAGGGCUCAGGCAGAUUCAUGCACUCCAACAACAGAAAGGUAGUCCUGCUGGCAGUCCUCUUGUGAGUCCACAGACCAUACCACACAAUCAUGGGUUAUAUCCUACAGCACCAGCUCCAAUGGCCAUUGGUUUGCCCCCUGGUGUAGGGAUCCACAGCAAUGGGCAUGUGAAUGGUGCUGUUGGGCCCUGGUUCAACCACACUUGAUUUCCAAGGUCAUGUUCCUUUGUCUCACGCUUGUUUGUUCACCUGAUAGGAGCUGGUGACUUUCUGAAAUCACACAACCAAUGUUAUCUAUAUAUAUAUUUUUAUCUUUGAUCGGUAUUUUUGACUGGUGGAACUGUUGGAGCACAUUUGUUAGGGUAAAGAGGAAAAAGGAGAAUAAUGGAGGUCUUAGGGUGAAGGACGGGCGGAGAAUUAGUGUUGUGGUGAUUUGGAUGUGCCGCAAGCGAGUCUAAUAGAACUAACAGUUGGAAACGCCGUUACCUCUUUUUGCUUCCAUUUUUUACGAAGUCAAUAUAGGCCUUUGAAAAGU